Messenger RNA from Cariama cristata (Red-legged seriema), 1580 nucleotides. Its product is annotated as serine/threonine-protein kinase Nek1-like. The record is from RefSeq and is a predicted model, not a curated record. Gene Ontology annotation, biological process: protein phosphorylation. Gene Ontology annotation, molecular function: ATP binding; protein kinase activity. The transcript has 16 exons. NCBI's taxonomy places the organism in Eukaryota, Metazoa, Chordata, Aves, Cariamiformes, Cariamidae. The annotation marks the transcript as partial.
AUGGAUAAAUAUAUUAAAGUGCGAAAGAUUGGAGAAGGAUCCUUUGGGAAAGCAAUUCUUGUCAAAGCUAAAGAAAAUGGCCAACAGUAUGUUAUUAAAGAAAUAAACAUCUCUAAGAUGUCAAAUAAGGAGAGAGAAGAAUCAAGGAGAGAAGUUGCUGUAUUGGCUAACAUGAAACAUCCGAACAUUGUCCUGUAUAGGGAGUCAUUUGAAGAAAAUGGCUGUCUCUACAUAGUGAUGGAUUACUGUGAAGGAGGAGACCUUUUUAAAAAAAUAAAUGCCCAGAAGGGAAUCUUAUUCUCUGAAGAUCAGAUUCUGGAUUGGUUUGUACAAAUCUGCUUAGCACUAAAACAUAUACACGAUAGAAAAAUCUUGCAUCGGGACAUAAAGUCACAGAAUAUAUUUUUAACCAAAGAUGGAACAAUACAGCUGGGAGAUUUUGGGAUCGCCAGAGUUCUUAACAGUACUGCGGAGUUGGCUCGCACUUGCAUAGGAACGCCAUACUAUUUGUCACCUGAAAUAUGCCAGAACAAACCUUACAACAAUAAAAGUGAUAUCUGGGCCCUUGGUUGUGUUCUCUAUGAAAUGUGCACACUUAAACAUGCGUUUGAAGCUGGUAAUAUGAAGAACUUGGUACUGAAGAUAAUCUCUGGACCUUUUCCUCCUGUUUCUAUGCACUACUCCUAUGACCUACGUAAUCUGCUCUCACAGUUAUUUAAAAGGAAUCCUAGGAAUAGACCCUCAGUAAACUCCAUAUUGGAGAAAAACUUUAUAGCCAAACGGGUUGAAAAAUUUCUCACGCCACAGCUUAUUGCAGAAGAAUUCAAUCACAAAAUCUUCCAGAAGUUUGUACCACAUGCUGCACCAGCUAAAAGACCAGCUCAAGAGCAAAUACUGACUUCAGUUGCACCAGCUCAGAAAAUUACCAAGCCUGCUGCAAAAUACGGAGUGCCUUUAGCCAUCAGGAAGUCUUGUGAUGCACCUAAAAAGCCUAAUGAGAAGAAGCCAUUGGCUAAAUCUAGACAGGCCUUUCCAGCUCCAGUGAAGAAAAUGAAUCCAGGAGAAGAAAGGAGGAAAAUGUUUGAGGAACCUUCAAAAAAGAAAAGGUUAGAAUUGCCUGAAAAAGAAAAACGCCAGAGAGAUCAGAUCAGUUUACUGAAGGCAGAUGAAAUGAGAAGACUGGAAAAAGAAAGGAUGGAACGAAUAAACAGAGCCAGGGAACAAGGAUGGAGGAAUGUGCUUGGUUCAGGUGGAAGUGGUGAUGUUAAGGCACCAUAUUAUGGCGGUGGAGGUGGUAUUGGUCCUUUUCCCGUGUCUUCCAGAGGACAAUAUGAACACUAUCAUGCUAUUUUUGACCAGAUGCAACAGCAAAAGGAAAACAUUAGAGUAGCUGAAGAGAGGGAAUCCAAAUUGAGGGCGAAACUGCAAGGUCAAGAAGUUGUUGAAAGAGGAAUUCCACCUGGAAUACGUCCAGGAGUUCCUAAGGGGCCUGCAGGUCAUCACCAUUUACCUGAUGCUGGUGCAGUUAGGAAAAAAAUGAAAAGAUCGAAGGAGGUGUCUAAACAAGCCAAUGUAAACAG